CUGAUGGCUAGCUGAAGAUACUUCAUGGAUGUUUCUGUUUUACAUUUUUACUUGACCUGCAGGGAGGGCAUGUUGGGACAGAGUAGAGUAGAUUGCUUUGGUUCCAGUUCCAGCAGCUGAAUCCAAGUGCUGCAACCUUAUGUGGUCUUUGUCGAGUAAUAAGACAUGAUCUUUGAGGACGCAUGAAUCUCGCAGUGCUCCAUUUUGUGAUCUUCCAGACUAGGAUGGGAGGGAUCACAGAGAGAGAAAGGAGGAGAUGUGAAUGAAGGAAGGAGAUACUAGUCAAGUCGGGAGGAAGAAGAGGAGGACGUGGGGGCUUUGUUGUUUUGCAUUAAUGCCAAGUAAAGAGAAGCAUUGACCUCUCCCCUACUUGGCACCCCCCUGCCUGCCCUAUAUAACUUCCUAGCCGCUCAACCAGACGCAUCAAAGCUCAUCUCUUUCGCUCUUCUCAUCUCCUCUUCGCAUCCUCCGGGCUUGCUUCAGGUGGUGACAGUGAGCCAUGAGCCGGGGCAGCGGCAGCGGGGUGAGGAGCGGGAGGCUGGAGCUGCAGCUGAACCUGUCCCCGCCGGCGGCCGUGGGGAUGGAGGUCGGGCAGGACGACAGCGACUCGUCGUCGCCGAGCUCGUGCGUGUCGUCGGACGGGCGGAGCUCGAGCGGCGGCAGCCCCGGGAGCAAGUCCCCGAUGGUGAUCGGCGCCUGCACGCGCUGCCUCAUGUACUGCAUGGUGGCCAAGAAGGACUACCCGACCUGCAUCAACUGCAAGCAGCCGUGCCUCGUGGACCUCCUCCACGGCGAGGCCGGCGGCACCGACGCCGACGACAAGAAGCGCGGCAAGCGCAAGUGAAGGAGCCAAUGAAGAAGAUUCAUCAUGUCGUGUGCCCGCCCAGUGGAUGCUCAUACGGACGGUCAGCUCAGGAUUGGGGGAGUGACUGCCGUUGGAUCAUCCACUGGACAGGGUUUCCUUCCUCAUUAGCAGGAGGCUAGUAGUAGCAGCUUAUUAGUAGUUUACUUAAUGCUUGAUUAGGUUGUCAGUCGUUUGUGGGGUACUCCUGUCAGUAAGUGUGGUGGAGACUUUUUAUGGUUGGGGUGGUGUUUUCAGUUGUAAUCUCCCUCACUCCAGUUUAGCUUAGCUGAAGAAAAUGCUUGUAAGGGAACUUUACCCUUUGCAGAUGCAAGAACAUUGUUCGUGAGCUGUUCUCGCUGCUGUUUCUAUUUA
Molecule: messenger RNA, 1216 nt
Organism: Panicum virgatum (switchgrass)
Lineage: Eukaryota; Viridiplantae; Streptophyta; Magnoliopsida; Poales; Poaceae
Product: protein GL2-INTERACTING REPRESSOR 1-like
Exons: 2
Coding region: 500-844 (114 amino acids)
Source: RefSeq, a predicted model, not a curated record